Fraxinus pennsylvanica is the source of this 687-nucleotide messenger RNA. Lineage: Eukaryota; Viridiplantae; Streptophyta; Magnoliopsida; Lamiales; Oleaceae. The record is from the annotation of a GenBank genome assembly.
AUGUCCGAGAGUUCGAGGUCUCGCAUCACAAUAACCCUCGGCUGCAGUGGUCAGAUUGAUGCGAAAAUAGGUGGGAUAACUGGGGAACUUACUGAAGGUUUCUCUAUCUUCAUUGAAUGGAGGCAUCCAUCCAAGUGGACGGAGGUAUUUCUUCGUGCCUCCGUCCACAUGCCUCCAUCCAAGCGGACGGAGGCAUUUCUCCAUGCCUCCCUCCACGGAAAAAUUCCUCCGUCCAUAGUGGACGGAGGCAUGGAGAAAUUCCUCCGUCCACAGCGAUGGAGGCAUUUCUUCAUGCCUCCAUCUGGCGGUGUCUCCAUCCUGGAUGGAGUUGCUGUCAAAAAAUUAAUGAAACAAGACAUCACAGGCAAUGCACUCGCACAAUUUAAAUGCCAAGUUGAUAUCAUGUUGGGGCUGAGGCAUCCAAAUGUUGUUCUUUUCAUGGGAGCUGUAACAACUCCCCAGAAUCUGUCCAUAUUGAUCGAGUUUCUACCAAGGGGUAGUUUGUAUAAGCUGCUGCACCGUCCAAAUAUCCAAAUUGAUGAAAAAAGGCGGAUAAGAAUGUCUCUUGAUGUGGCCAAGGGAUUGAAUUACUUACACAUGAGCCAACCUAUCAUUGUGCAUUGUGAUUUGAAGACUCCAAACCUCCUUGUUGAUAAGAACUGUGUUGUUAAGGCUUGCGAGAUGUGA